AUGGAUAAAAGCUCAGUCCUCGAGGACGCCAUCAAGUAUCUGAAACAGCUAAAGGAGACAGUUGAAGACCUUGAGGCAAAAGCCGAAAAGCAAGCCAUGGAAUCAGUCGUGCUCGUCAAGAAAUCUGUGAUUAUAUUAGAGGACGAGCAGAGCCUAAUUGUUGAUGAACAACAAUUGCCCGAGAUCGAAGCUCGGUUGUACGAAAACCUCGUUCUUCUCAGGGUGCAUUGCGAAAGACAUAAGGGCAUUCUCGUCAAGUUAGUGAGUAAGGUCGAGAGCAUGAAUAUGAUAGUCAUCAACACUAAUGCCACGCCCUUUGGGAACGUGACCCUCAACAUCACCAUUGUUGCCGAGAUGGAGAAAGAGUUCAACUUGACGUUGAAAGAAGUUGUGACGGCUAUACGAGGAGUUGUCCAGUCCGGCUGCGCCUGA
Molecule: messenger RNA, 432 nt
Organism: Striga asiatica
Lineage: Eukaryota; Viridiplantae; Streptophyta; Magnoliopsida; Lamiales; Orobanchaceae
Source: the annotation of a GenBank genome assembly